Molecule: messenger RNA, 2681 nt
Organism: Branchiostoma floridae (Florida lancelet)
Lineage: Eukaryota; Metazoa; Chordata; Leptocardii; Amphioxiformes; Branchiostomatidae
Exons: 10
Coding region: 86-2350 (754 amino acids)
Cellular component (GO): centrosome; cytosol; mitotic spindle
Source: RefSeq, a predicted model, not a curated record
UAUUUCCCCCCGGUUGUAUAAAAUGUAGCUAUCCAGAGGUAUAUAAUUGACCAAUCAGCGUUGAGCAGACAUUUGGUUUGAAAAGAUGGCGGAAAACGGGGCAAACGCGAAGAGAAAGUCCGCGGCAGAGUUACGUUUGGAGCAGCUGCAGAAGUGGCGUGAAGCCAGAGGUCGGCAGCACCGCCCGGGAAGGGAACCCCUGACCCCUGGUAUCGUCAAGCUCACCGGUACCAGCAAGGCCAACCUUCCACCCUCUAGGGGAUCCUCUGUCAAGAAAUCAUCUGCUGUGAAAAGGAAGCAGAAGGAGAAUACAGUCCAGGAGGAUAGCUAUCUGGAGAGGUUUGAACAGUGGCGCAGUGAGAAGAAAAAGAAGCAAGAAAGAGAGAGUGCAAGCAAAAGACCCCCAUGGCGGCCAUUCAGUGCCGGUAAGACUAACCUGUUGUCCCAGCCUCUGACGAGGUGCUGUAACCAUGACCAUGGAGCUGGGGCUGGUGCCAGGAAGAAACUCGCCAUGGAUGCAGGCGCUGCCGCUGCUGGGGGUGAUGUUCAGAACAACGCUGAGGUUCAGGACAACCAAGAAGUACCCCUGCAUGAUGAAGACAUGCAGCCACAUCUAAACGACAUGCAGGACAACCAAGAACUACUGCAUGUUGAGAAUGCUGAAAAUCUACAGCCACAUCCAGUCGACAUCCAGCACGACCAAGAACGGCACAUUGAGAACUAUGAAGAUGUUCGUGAUCAGGCAGAGCUGAACAACAUCCAGCACAACCAAGAGCAUGAUGAUAAUGGUGAUGUGCAGUCACAUCUAAACAUUCAGGACAACCAAGAGGUGAUGCCACACAAUGACAUGGACAACAUUGAAGAACUACAACCACAUGUGAACAACAUUGAGGAGAACCAGGAUAACACAGAACAGCUGGCACUGCUUGGCAACCAAGAUGAUCUAGAAGUCAUCCCUCAUCUUGGUUACCUAGAGAACCCCCAGGGAGUGUUACAACCUUUAGAGGACAACCAAGGCAAUCCGGAGCCAGGCAAGGGAAACAUAGAGGACAAUUCAGAGCCUUUAGAUGACAGCCUUGAUAACCCAGAUAUAAACACCAGCGUACAAGAUGGUCAGGAUGAUGUUGAGGUUACUCCAGUAGAGCCGGAGCAAGAGGACAGGGCUCAACCUGACCACAUGGCAACUGAUGGUAAUGUUAGGCAGGACAUACAACAUGUAACUCUUGUCGAACAAGACACCGAACUAAGCGGUCCAGGUGCUGGAGAACACUUGACAGACAAUACUGUGGCACUCCCUCAUCACCUAAGUGCCAUGUUAGAUGUGUCAGAAACUGAAGGACAAGCCAACACAGCCGUGACACCAUUCCUGAAUGAUCUUGAUGAGGAUCUCAACGCGGAGAACAUAAGCGAUAGUCAAGAGGAUGAUGAUGACUCAGACAUCAUGGAAGCAGCAGUAGCCAUACCAAAGAAAAUGUCCAUGAGACAAAAGCUUGACCAGUGGCUGAAAGAAAAGGGGAAGACGCCGUCACGGUUCAACAGUAUCCUGACAUUCAGGACCCCGGCUCCAGGGUCUGCCAGAAGGAGUCUGAGGAAACGAAGGAGUGCUGCACCCUUCUGGCCGGGCCUGGGGGAUGCUGGGAAGGAUGAGGAGGAUGCUGGGAAGGAUGCUGUGACCUUGCAGUUGGAAGCCAUCUUCCAGGAAUGCAUGGCUGCAAUAGAUGAGGGUUAUUCCUCAGUCAACAUCGCUGGUAUCCUGGACACGGUGUACAGCUGCAUCCCCCAGUGUGUGCAGCACUCCCAGUACUGGCUGUGUCGGGCCAGGCUGGCACAGCUGCAAAGGGACGAUCACCGUGUGGUGUCCAUGUUUGAGAUGGCAGUGGCAGCUCAUGCAGAGCCUUAUGAAGAUAUCAAAGAUGCCCUGACAGCCUUUGUGUUGAGAAAAGAAGCAGAGCAGCCUCGGGAGACCCCAGAGGAUGAUGGGAUAGAGCACGUACGGCCUUCAGCGCUGUUCAAGACGCCAAAACGGAGAUCUGCAUUUGCCAGACUGGAUCAGGGAGCAGCGUUUGACUCCUCUAUGAAGAUGUAUUCAGUCACACCACUCUUUAGAAGAGCCCGUGGGGUGCUCAGAAAAGCUGCGCCGGUUCCCGUGGCAACAGUAGCUCCAAUCGUGGUGACGCCGGUCCGUCGCUCUGCACGGAUCCGCCGUGCGUCUGCCCUCCAUCCGCCCGAGCUGCGGGAACAUGACCCCCUUGUACCGUCCCUCGCAGACGUGUCCGAGGAGGAGUUCGUACUUCGAGCCAACAGGGCACUCGUCCGAGAGACCCCCAUGGUCGAUGGUGAUGCUGAUUGACAAAUAUGAUGUACCCAAAUGUCCAUGAAGUAGUCUUUAAGAGCAGUGUAUGCCGUGUAUGGCUCCAAGAGUAUGGCGUUCUUUCUGAGCGAAUGCAUGUCUGUAUAGAGUAGCCAUUCAAAACAAUGAUAGCACAAGGGGCAAUAUAAGACUUGAAAUUAACAAUGGAUGUUUGGGUCAGCAAGACAGCAUUGCACAUUCUAGUCUUUCACAACUUGUAAUACUAGGAACCUGUCAUUCAAGCUUUGCUUAAUUAACUUUAUUUAUGUUCCCCGUCAACGAUGGACUUUACUAGUGAUGCACACUGCACAGCAUGUUUUUGAUGCUUUCU